CAGAAUCCCAGUCCAGUCCAGCCUUUUGGUGCUUGAUCUCUACUUAUUGUUUUGCAGCUUCGUAUCUCUCAGCUGGUCUGUUCGCCUUCAUAGUCAGUCAUUCUUUUGACCCUCAGUCGUUCAUUACAAAAGCACGGUCACUACCACAACUUUUUACCACCUUUCACAAAAUCCUUCGAGGCUCUCGAAAGACAGACACAUACUCGGUCCCUCUAAUCGCACAAAGAUGCAUUCCUUCAUUGCUCCCCUUAUGGUUGUCGGCCUCGCCAGCCUCGCGCAAGCCUUCACCAAACCCACCAACGCCACCUGGGGCCCACUGCUUUUGCCUGACACGACUCACCCCGUUACCCAAGGGGAGACCUUCAAAGUAACUUGGGACCCAGAGAGCCACCCCACCGACGAUGUGACAGUCUCUCUCGUCCUCUGCCACGGUCCGUCGACAAACUGCGUGCAGUCAGACAGCGCCCUUGCGUCCGGCAUUCCAGCCAGCUCAAAGUCCUUCUCUUGGGAUGUCCCUUGCGACCUGGCUCCCGGCACUCAGAGCACCUCGACAGGUUACGGCAUGCUGAUCAUCGUCGACGGCACCGGUGAAUUCCAGUACUCAACCCAAUUCUCCGUCCUCGAGGGCAAGACAUGUUCGAAAUCUAGCUCUGGCUCCUCCAACAGCACCAGCCCAAGCAGCACCGUUACCAACAGCGGCGGAUCCGUGGUCAUCUUGCCACCUACCCAGCAAACUGGUUCGGCGCACUCAGGCUCCAACGGCACCACCACCGGCUCCGGCCCGAACUGGGGUGGUUCAGCCAUCUCGAUGCCAACCACCACUGCGACUGACAUGACCAGCAUGGUCUCCGUAACCUUCAGCAGCGGCUACAUUGUCAGCGAGACAGCCACCAUCACAUCCGCACCUACAGGCGCCACUGCUGCAAGCGCCACCACAGGAAGUGCACCGGCCUCCACCUUCACUGGUGCCGCGGCACAACUCGCACUCAAUGGCGCCGGUAUGGCUUUGGCCGGUGCCGCCGCCUUCUUCGUCUUGUAAACGCUUCCACACCUUGGGACAGUUCGCCCAUCAUGGAAAUAACAGUGGGGUGGUGUUUUAGUAUGUGUGCAUGUCAAGCCUUGAGGUGUUGGAUGAGUAGCAAGGAGAGAGUGUGAUUUAGUAUUCAAUAUCAUCAUUUGACAAUGUGAUCCUGCGAUCUGUUAUAAGGCCUAGGCACCCAUAGCGUGCGCUGCUCCCAUGCAAGGUGAAGCUAAGGCCCUUGAGCCCGGGUGUCUCAUGAGCGUGAAACAUGGACCUC
Molecule: messenger RNA, 1298 nt
Organism: Exophiala oligosperma
Lineage: Eukaryota; Fungi; Ascomycota; Eurotiomycetes; Chaetothyriales; Herpotrichiellaceae
Exons: 2
Coding region: 227-1039 (270 amino acids)
Source: RefSeq, a predicted model, not a curated record